Molecule: messenger RNA, 1986 nt
Organism: Juglans regia (Persian walnut)
Lineage: Eukaryota; Viridiplantae; Streptophyta; Magnoliopsida; Fagales; Juglandaceae
Product: dihydrolipoyl dehydrogenase 1, mitochondrial
Exons: 2
Coding region: 99-1634 (511 amino acids)
Cellular component (GO): mitochondrion; oxoglutarate dehydrogenase complex
Molecular function (GO): flavin adenine dinucleotide binding; dihydrolipoyl dehydrogenase (NADH) activity
Source: RefSeq, a predicted model, not a curated record
UAUUAUUAUAUAUUUGGUACGCCAAAGUGCGCCAUAUUAAGCUCUCCUCCGGAGAUACAGAGAAGAAGAAGAAGAAGAAGAAUACGACGACCAAGGAAAUGGCUUUGGCAAGCUUCGCGAGAAGGAAGGCCUACCUCUUCCUCUCCAGAAACCCCUCCAAUUCCAGCUCCCUUGUUUUCAACUACUCCCACUCCCUCACUCCCUCCUCCAGGGGAUUUGCCUCCUCCGGAUCUGAUGAGAACGAUGUCGUCGUCAUCGGAGGUGGUCCCGGAGGAUACGUCGCCGCCAUCAAAGCCGCCCAGCUCGGCCUCAAGACCACCUGUAUCGAGAAGCGUGGGGCCCUCGGCGGUACCUGCCUCAACGUCGGCUGCAUCCCUUCCAAGGCCCUUCUGCAUUCCUCCCACAUGUAUUAUGAAGCCAAGCAUGCAUUUGCCAACCAUGGAGUAAAGUUUUCUUCUGUUGAGGUUGAUUUACCUGCCAUGUUGGCCCAAAAGGAUAAAGCUGUUACUAAUCUUACUCGAGGUAUUGAAGGCCUAUUCAAGAAAAACAAGGUGAACUAUGUCAAGGGCUAUGGCAAGUUCAUUUCCCCCUCUGAAGUUUCUGUGGACACCAUUGAUGGUGAUAACACCAUUGUUAAAGGUAAGAACAUCAUAAUUGCCACUGGUUCUGAUGUCAAAUCUUUACCUGGGAUCACCAUUGAUGAGAAGAGGAUUGUAUCAUCAACGGGAGCUUUAGCUUUGUCUGAAGUGCCAAAGAAACUUGUUGUCAUAGGAGCCGGCUACAUUGGCCUGGAGAUGGGCUCAGUCUGGGGCCGGCUUGGCUCUGAGGUAACUGUUGUUGAGUUUGCCCCAGAUAUUGUCCCAACCAUGGACGGGGAAAUUCGUAAGCAAUUUCAGCGUGCUCUUGAGAAGCAAGAAAUGAAAUUCAUGCUCAAGACUAAGGUGGUAGGAGUUGAUACUUCUGGAGAUGGUGUGAAGCUGACACUCGAACCAGCAGCUGGUGGUGACCAGACCAUACUUGAAGCCGAUGUUGUUCUUGUCUCUGCUGGCAGGAUUCCAUUCACAGCAGGACUAGAUCUGGAGAAAAUAGGAGUGGAAACUGAUAAGAUUGGACGAAUUCUAGUCAAUGAAAGAUUUGCUACAAAUGUGUCAGGUGUUUUUGCCAUUGGCGAUGUUAUUCCGGGGCCAAUGUUAGCCCACAAGGCAGAAGAAGAUGGGUUUGCUUGUGUGGAGUUUAUUGCUGGUAAGAUAGGCCACGUGGACUACGACAAGGUCCCUGGGGUUGUCUAUACUCACCCUGAGGUUGCCUCUGUCGGAAAGACUGAGGAGCAGGUGAAGACACUUGGUGUAGAUUACCGUGUUGGAAAGUUCCCGUUUCUUGCAAAUAGCAGGGCCAAGGCAAUUGAUGAUGCGGAAGGGUUGGUCAAGAUAUUAGCUGAAAAGGAGACAGACAAGAUAUUGGGAGUCCAUAUCAUGGCACCCAAUGCAGGAGAGCUCAUUCACGAAGCAGUGAUAGCUUUGCAGUAUGAUGCCGCAAGUGAGGAUAUAGCACGCGUUUGCCAUGCGCAUCCAACGAUGAGUGAGGCAUUGAAGGAAGCUGCAAUGGCCACAUAUGACAAACCCAUACACAUCUAGGAAGUUGGCUAUUACUUUCCUUUCACUUUUUGGCUUCAAAGAAUUUUGGAAUGAUUACCUUCCAUUUUCUGAAUCUUCCACUCGUGGAAGCAGACGGUAUAUCCGAAAAUAGAAAUGUGCUGUCAUUUCACUGUUUUACCAUGACAAAAUAUUUUUGUGUUUUUAUUUGUGUUCUAAUAACAACAUAAGAUGGGUAUGUUGAUGUAAUGGGGUGCCAUUACGGUCUAUAUAACUGCCUCUAUUUUGUCUCAUUAUUUUAUACAUCAUGCAUUUAUAUAUAAAUGCAUGACAUUGAUGUUUCUGUAAAUGCACACAUAAAUGAAAAUGCUGUAAUGCUCUACUUGUUUGGACA